Messenger RNA from Clunio marinus, 216 nucleotides. The record is from the annotation of a GenBank genome assembly. NCBI's taxonomy places the organism in Eukaryota, Metazoa, Arthropoda, Insecta, Diptera, Chironomidae.
AUGACGAGUCAAAUAGAACAAAAAAAGUUAUCUGGAAAUGCCUUUAAGAUUGCUCUCAAGAUCCACGAGUUGAUAUUUUCAUUUAAAGAAUUGUUCUUUUUCAAAUAUUCUUACAUGUCUCUCGACAUUAAUGUUUCAAAUGAUGCCACAAUUUAUCUCGGAAUAAAUCAAGGAGUGGAAAUGAAUUUUCCAGGAAGUUUCGUACACAAACAAUAA